Mesorhabditis spiculigera is the source of this 882-nucleotide messenger RNA. NCBI's taxonomy places the organism in Eukaryota, Metazoa, Nematoda, Chromadorea, Rhabditida, Rhabditidae. The record is from the annotation of a GenBank genome assembly.
AUGUACGUCUUUGAGCCGGCGAUACCGCCGCCUACAGAUCGCGUGACCAGGGGCCGGUAUACCGUAUCAAAACUUGAUCGGGCUAUUAAAUUGGUUUUAAAAGAUGGCUAUAGUUGUUAUAAGGCAUCACAUAUAACUGGCGUACCCCGGACCACCGUCCAAAAGCGUAUAGCGGCAAUUCGCUCACAGAUGGGCCAACAGUCCACUUCGGCCAUGCAGGGAAUGGCUACUUCCAAUAUUAGCAACAACAGUUUCGGCGGUGACAUGAACAUGUAUGAUGUGGCCAAUGUGGAAGUAAUUGAAUUUGUCGAGGUUCCCUCCUUCGAAUUGCCGGACGGCACCUACCUGGUGAGUGAUGAUGGGCUCAUUCCCCAAGAAUACAUCCCAAUGUGUCAUGAAACGCUUCAUCUGUCGUGCGUGGAACAGCCGAAGCGUUUCUUGGGACAGGCUUUCAUAACACAAACGAUGCGAAUAACCUGCCUGUGGUUGGCCGCCAAAAAGGCCGUUGAGGUCGAGCCAAGACUCUUCCCGCUUUUUUUGUACAAGAACAUUUUAAGAUUACACUAUGGUCUGCCGCCUCCAAUGCGUGUUAUGGGUGAUGCGUACGUGAAGGAUGAAUUUAGGAGGCAUAAGAGCUCCGUUCCCCCGCAGUCGAUGGAAUUUUUGCAAGAAUGGACGCAAUACUGCGCCACACUCUCAAAGCAGCUACACGGGACCGGUCUCAAGGAUUCGAUCGGCAAGAACAUGGAGCCUGGGCAGUUUGAGAAGUUUUCGGAAGAGCAACUACAUCAGUUAUUGGAGUUGAAGGAAGAAGCCGAGAAGCCACUCCCCGAAGAUAAGAAAGUGCCCGGCUCCGGCGGAUCAUGCAAGGCAGCGUCGUCC